CGUCCAAUCCCGCGCCUCAACGUCGUCAUACUCAGUUCAAGAUAUUCCACACCCUUUGUCACCAACGGAGAUCUGCCGUGUUGGUUUCAUUAUUAGCGCCUCACCCCCAAGAACGUCACUAAGCCCCGGCGCCUCCAUCGUCCCCCUCUCGUCUGUGUGAGUCCGUGCCGUGCGUAGCGUCAACGUCCACGUCCACGUCGUCCCCUUCUUCGUCUCCUCUCCCUCCCCUCAUAAUGGACGCCUCCCAAUACGACCCGGAGGCCGCGUCCGCCGACCCGUCCGUCAGUCCCAACGCUGAAGGGUACGGCGACCCACAGCAGCACAACGGCCCUGUCAAGCUCUUCGUGGGCCAAGUGCCUCGCACCAUGGAAGAGGACGAUCUGCGCCCCGUUCUCGAGGUCUUCGGGCCGCUAGAGGACCUAGUAAUCAUCCGAGACAAGAUCACAGGCGCUCAUCGCGGUUGUGCCUUCGCCUCGUAUUUUACACGCGACGCGGCCGAGAAGGCCGUACAGGAGCUGCACAACAAAGUAACACUUCCGCAGAGUAUCAAUCCGCUUCAAGUCCGUCCCGCUGAGGGACAGGCGGGUGCUUCCCAGGAACACAAACUCUUCAUCGGAAUGAUCCCAAAGACAGCGGAUGAAGCUGCUAUUCGUGAGGUUUUCGAGCUCUUCGGUACUAUUGAGGAGGUCUACAUCCUGCGUCACCCCGCUACGGGCCAAAGUAAGGGCUGUGCCUUCCUGAAAUUCAAGGAACGCAGCUCAGCUCUUGCUGCUAUUGAAGAAGUCAAUGGAAACGUCACGAUGGACCGCGGCACGUCGCCUCUGGUCGUCAAGUUCGCGGAUAGUCGUCGUCAGCGUCUUCAACGUGCUCGGAACUUGGCAGCCGCGGCCAACGCGUACUGGCCGCUGCCUCCCGGCGCUGGACUAGCGUUCCCACAGCUGCAACAACUACAACAGCAAUAUAUGCAGCAGAUGCAGGCGUUCGGAGCCCAAGCAGCGGCUGGACUGAACCCGACUGUCGCUGGCCUUGGCUCUCCAGUCGGAGCCGCUGCCGGCGGCCCUGGAAGUCCCACCAACUCGUUCAUGUACUACAAUCCGUACGGCUUCGCUGCUGGAGCAAGUCCGUACGGCUUCGGUGGUUUGCCCAAUGUUGGCGCUGCUGGCUUCGAUAUGCAGGCAGGUCUGGGUGCAGGAUUGGACCUGCAAGGCCAGGGCGUGGAGGCUGCUAAGGCUUCACGUACCACCAGUCAACUGGAAGGCCCCACCGGCGCCAAUUUGUUCAUCUACCACUUGCCGCACGACCUCACAGACGCUGACCUGGCUACUGCCUUUGCUCCAUUCGGUACAGUUAUCAGUGCCAAGGUGUAUAUGGACAAGAUCACGGGUGAGAGCAAAGGCUUUGGCUUCGUAAGUUACGACAGCGCGGAUGCUGCGGACGCCGCUAUUGCCAGUAUGAACGGCUUCCAGAUCGGUACCAAGAGACUGAAGGUCCAGCACAAGCGCAUCCAUCAGAGAAACGAGUAUCUUGGCGGCUCUAGCGGCCUCGGCCAUGAGGAUGAACUGGGGAUGGAUUAUCACCAGACGCAAGGCAUCCCCGGAUUGGAUGAAAAUCUGCACAGUGAGGACAGCGGCGCCAAGUCUCCUAGCAGCGCUGCGGAAGGCAACAACGGCGUCGACACGUCACUAGACGAGGCCGUGCAGAACCUGCGCAUUGACGCGUAAAUUGUGUUUUUUUGUGACUCGUCGAUCAUGUCAGUCAAGUCGGUCAUUGGUUGGUGGUGAGUUUUGAGGCGUCAAGGUGUACAGAAUGCCGUGUACAAAACAGCGAUGCGAUACAGAAGGACAACGCACGAGGCACGAGAAACGAGAGCUUUUGCGAGCAACGAGCAUCAAGAUACAAGAAGAAAACCACAAGAUAGUAGUGAAAAACAUCCAGAAGCCAAGCGUAUGUUAAUCAUCAGUAUGUAUUUCACUUACUCAGCGUGUAUUGCCAUUAUUCUCUUCAGACGUAUGUAACAAUAAUUGUUACAUUGACUGUAACAUUCGACG
Phytophthora nicotianae INRA-310 is the source of this 2048-nucleotide messenger RNA. RefSeq lists its product as hypothetical. Gene Ontology annotation, molecular function: RNA binding. Lineage: Eukaryota; Oomycota; Peronosporomycetes; Peronosporales; Peronosporaceae. The transcript has a single exon. The coding region runs from base 234 to 1721 and encodes 495 amino acids. The record is from RefSeq and is a predicted model, not a curated record.